Molecule: messenger RNA, 366 nt
Organism: Spodoptera littoralis (African cotton leafworm)
Lineage: Eukaryota; Metazoa; Arthropoda; Insecta; Lepidoptera; Noctuidae
Source: the annotation of a GenBank genome assembly
AUGGAAAAGCCACGAGUUACAGAGCAACCACCACCUUAUUCCGCCACCGUCUUGCCAGGGCCUGUCCCGCAGCCGGCUGGUGCUCCGGGUGCGCCGUACCCGCCUCCCCCGCCCGGGUAUACCCCGUAUGGAGUGCCUCCACCUCCAGGUACGGGAUUUGUGCCCAACUAUGGAGCCACAAGUAUUAUCAUUCCACCCCCUAUAAUAGCCGUGGGUGCGUGUCCGGCCUGCCGAGUUGGCAUACUUGAAGAUGAUUUCACAUGUUUGGGUAUCUUAUGUGCUAUUCUAUUCUUCCCUAUAGGGAUCCUAUGUUGUCUCGCUUUGAAAAACAGAAGAUGUUCUAAUUGUGGAGCUCUGUUUGGUUAG